AAAAAAAAAAAAAAAGAAAGAAAAUUCGGGGUUGACGUGUUUCUGGAGUUCUCUGGAGAGUCACAGAAAGCUCUUCUUCCGUUCUUCAGCGUUCAUUUAACUCCUCCGCUAGUUUCCAUUGUUGUAACCGGCAGAUCGAGCGCGCAAGAAUUGGUCUGUUGAGAAUUUAGGGUUUGAUCUUUUGGGAAUUUCGUUAUAAGAACAUGGCGGGAGGUGGCUUCUUGCCUAUGAAGCUGAAGAGGAAGGAUCUUGACCAAGUUAACGAUGAUUUCUCCGAUUUCUCUUUGUCUUCUCCUGCUAGAAAGAUUCGCCGCCUGGACGCGGAUUUACCGCCAAUAAUGGAGGAAGAGGAGCACGCUCUUCCAGAAAAGCUGGCUUAUGGAGGUGUAGUAACGGGAACGGAACUGAACUCAGUCCCAGUCAACCACGAGAGAGCCAUUGUUCUCUUCAACCCUGCUAACUCUCCUUUGUACUAUUCGCCUUCUGAUGUUUCUGUUUCUGUUGAUCCAUUAGUCAUUUCCGAAUUCAAGAAUGAAUUUCUUCGAUCUGCCUGUUCCGAUGAGGGAAAAUCAGUAGAUGAUGAUGAAACCUCUAGAUACAAACAGAAAAACAGGAUAAGCAAUGGAUGUUUAGCUGUUGUUCCUUGGGUUCCUUCUCAAUUUCCUUACACGCAAAGCACAGAGAUGUCCCAAACAGAGACUCCAGAGUUGAUGGAGGCGGACGAAGUUGGGGAAGCAACUAUGGACAUAGAAGAAGACAAUAAUGCGACUUUGCCAAUGCAGAAUGCAUAUGAAUUUGGUGGAAUGAGCGGUAAUGAAGGGUUACAAUGGCCACAACAGCAUUGCAUGAUGCCACUUCCUCCUCAAAACACCUCCACUCCGAUCACAUGGUUCCAAUAACAAGUUCUGGGUGGGGCAAAAAAUACUGCCCUUGCUGAUGGGAAAGGCGAGUAGGAUUAGCAACAGAGUUCCAUGGUUUGUUUGGCUUCUGAAUCUCCAAGCCCCACCAAGAAGGAUCCGAAAGGAGAAUGGAAUUAGCUAAGAGUUCCUUAUGUUUUUUUAUUUCUGAAUCUUAAAAGCAAAUGCCAAGGUCAUUGUAAAAAAGUGUAGUUAAAUAUGGGACUCAGCUUGGAAAUUGUCAAUACCAUUUUGGAUGAGUGGGUUGUAUGACUUAUUGCUUCAAUGGUAAGAGUGAUAGUGGGAUUGAAAUGUUAUGGAGUGUGGGCAUUUUCUUUAA
Carica papaya (papaya) is the source of this 1236-nucleotide messenger RNA. Its product is annotated as DBH-like monooxygenase. Lineage: Eukaryota; Viridiplantae; Streptophyta; Magnoliopsida; Brassicales; Caricaceae. The record is from RefSeq and is a predicted model, not a curated record.